This is a messenger RNA of Lytechinus pictus (painted urchin), 4151 nucleotides long. Its product is annotated as protein MCM10 homolog. The record is from RefSeq and is a predicted model, not a curated record. The transcript is spliced from 18 exons. NCBI's taxonomy places the organism in Eukaryota, Metazoa, Echinodermata, Echinoidea, Temnopleuroida, Toxopneustidae. The coding region runs from base 436 to 3270 and encodes 944 amino acids. Gene Ontology annotation, biological process: DNA replication initiation; DNA replication. Gene Ontology annotation, molecular function: single-stranded DNA binding; DNA replication origin binding. Gene Ontology annotation, cellular component: nucleus; nuclear replication fork.
ACACAUCCGGUCGGCCGGCUGGAUCGGCGCGCGCAAAACAAAACUGUGUUGUUUCUGUUGUUUGAUGAUUGAAAUUUACCGCGACUGGAAUCCCUACUGACAAUUUCUUGCUGUAUCAAAUUCAAAGAGUCAAAGUCAUUUCUCAAAUUAUUAUCGCAGACUACCACAUGCAGAUGUACUCCCAUGAGCGGAGGAGGAAGUAAUAACAAGACUUAAGUUGAAGUUCAGUUGAACUUGUCUCAGACUCAGGCCAGGGCGCGAGGGACAACGCGAGCUCCCUCCUCUCGAUCGCGCCGCGCCUGUCGGGCCCGGUCCGGUCCUACAUUAGUACAUACAUGUACACCUGACAUGGUCCUGGGUCGUCAUUUCACCCCGGGUACAAACUGAUCAAGCUCAACGAAUCAUUGGCCGCACCGCAGUACUAUAAAGCAAGCAAUGGCAGGUGAGGAUUAUGGAGACGACCUUGAUGCUCUCACUUCACUCCUUGAUGACGAAGAUGAUGCGGAUCCAUAUGAUAGCGGUGAUCCUUUCUCAGUAAAGAGCGAACACUCGCAGCAAGUGUCACAAGCAGUCAAGAAGCAAGGUACCAGUCAUGAAAGGAAAAAAAGAUCCGUUGGAUCCAGUCAGAGCAGUGGGGAUGAUGAAAAGUCAAAAGAAGAGUUGAUAGAGGAACUGCAAAGGUUGCGAGAGCAGAUGGUUCAGAUGAACGGAGGUACCCCCACUUCAUCACAGAGUAGCUGUCCAACCAAGCCUUGUCCUAAAAAAGAAACCUUUUCAAAUGCACUCUUUGCUGACCGAACACCAAAGCGAAAGCAAAAGAAAGAUUCUUCGAUUCCAGCCAAGAAGGAAUCUCACAAUAUAAAUUAUGAAGAUUUUGAUAACGAAGACGGACUGUCAGACUUGUUUGAUGAUGAGAUGGAGGUUGAAGAUGAAGAGAAGAAAGAUGUCCGCAAAGUGACGCCACAAAAGGCCGAGUCCCUCUUCAAGAAGACCAAUAAACGUCAUGCUCACACCCCUCAGACUGCAACAGCUCCUCCUAAGAAAGUGUCUCCUUAUAAGUGCAAUUUAUGUGACCAAACCUUUGACAACCGACAAGCCAUGACGGUGCAUGAAUUCAAGCACAAAGUAAGCCGAUACAGCUGUGAAGUCUGUCAGAAGAGCUUCACAAGCAAACUCCAACUGGAAACUCAUUUCAGGACUCAUAAGACCUCUGAACCCAAGUCCCAGUCCAGUCCGCCAGAGCCAAGUAGUAAGGCUAGAUGUGGUGAUGGGGCUAUUGGUGGUGUGAGUAAAGGCAGCAGCGGGGAUGGAGGAUCGCAGAAGACGAUGCCACAUCUUGGAGCGGGAUCAAAGCGGAAGCAAAUCAAAGAGGAGGAACAGUGCGAGACAGAAUACUUCUCAAGGAUUCGCAUCAUAAAUCCUCUGGUAUCUUCAGCUGUGAUGAAAGAGAGGAUGAAGGAACGUAAGAUGAUUAGAAUGAGCAUUUUAAAUCACUACUCCAAGACAGGAGCACUGGAAGGAGACUGGGUGACGAUGGGUGUUCUUCUACGAAAGACAUUAAGAACAGAUACAAAGGGUAAACCAUUUAGCAUCUGGGUGUUGAAUGACCUUUCUGACCUGGAAGAGAAUGUAAGCCUCUUCCUGUUUGGUAAGAUUCAUGAGGAGCACUGGAAGACCGUUGAAGGGUCGGUGAUUGGACUCCUCAAUGCCUGUACCAUGGAAAAGAGGGACAAUUCAAACUACAAGGAUUCUGGCAAUGUUCAACUUCGUGUCGACCACCCUCAGAAGAUUCUUCUAAUGGGUAAAUCAAAAGACUUUGGUCGAUGCAGAUCAACCAAGAAAGAUGGUCAACCGUGCUCACAAAUAAUCAACACGAGAGACUGUCAAUACUGUUCAUAUCAUGUCCAGGCUGAGUAUAAGAAAGCAGGCUCUAAGAGAACAGAUCUCAGCUCAUCGUACUCUGGUAUAACUCCCAAAUCCUUCAUGAAGAAAAUGCAGAAAGAUAAUGUAUUCUAUGGAGGACAGAGUGUGGCCGUGCCGAGCAUGUGCGUGGUUGGUGGGGGAGUGAAGUCCCACUCCAAGGCCUCGAGUUUCAAGUCUAGCAAGCUCAACCUGAAGAGCCUCGGGGUGAAGGGAGCCGAUACCGUCAUGGAGGAGGCCAAGUCCAGCGUCCUGACCCUACUUGGCAAGGGAGAGAAGGAGGAAGACACGCUGGUCAAGGUGUCGGGCGCUUCCAAAGAAUUCACAAGCUUGCUGAAAGCACCAACCCCAGGAGCUCAGAAUCUAGUUAGACAUAUGGUUACAGUAGAGAAAACCAAGAAAAAUGUUGCUGCCAUCUCUGCCGACGACCUCCUGAAGCAACACAAGCAAGAGAUGGCUUCCAAGAAGGCGGCCAGAGCCCAUGCCCUCGGCAAACCAUCUACGUCAUCCCCAUCAUCCACUCUGACGGAAAGCACCCGGUUCAACACGUCCAAGACUCCGGCUGAUGCUGCACCCAUGCUAGGGCGGGGUUGGAGUGGGGGAGGGGAUAUUGACCUGGGGGCAAGUCCUGUCAAGAAGGCUACCCCAGCCAGGAAGGGAAAGUCGAGCGCAUCCACACUGAUCGCUAAACAGAGGGCGCUAGAUAUGAUCAACAAGAAGGGAGGCAUAGCAAAACAGGACCCAAAUGAUGUCGGGAGGAGAAAGAAGAUGGAUGAACGGCAGAAGAAAGCAGUGAAAAGAAGAGUGGAGGAAAAUUGGAGGAAAGAUGAACUUGAAGCUGAGCCCGACAGCUCCACCGGUUCUAGAGCCACAAAGAAGCGGAAGACAUUCCUGGGCCAAGACCUGCAGAUGAGCAAAGAUGAGAUGGAUAAGAUCCUCAAAGCAAAAUCUAGCCAUGCUGGACUUCUUGCUGAGUAUGAAGCAGAACUCAUGGAUCGAUAUUUUAAGGAGAUGGAAAAGAAGGAAGGAUUGGAGAAUAAGCUUGAUUCCAUCAGAGAGAUGAAACGAAAAGUGGUGUCUUGCAAAGAGUGCUCUUUCACUUGGUUCUUCCCCUCUGAUCUGUGCAAGAAAGAAGGUCACUCACUCCACUGGCACGAGGCCAUGCAGAGGUUCUUUGUAUGUAAGGACUGUAAAUCCAGGUCCAUUGCCUUUGAUAGGAUACCAACAAGAGCUUGCAGAUCUUGUGGAAGUACCCGCUAUGAAAGGACUAGUAUGCUCAAGGAGAGAAACGGGCCAAAGAUCGGAGGAGAGACCCUACUUGUUCGAGGAUUGGAAGAGAAGUACCUGUAAACUCAGAGCAGUGGCACCUAAAUGUUUUAUCAGGGUACCGUAAACACAAAAGUUUAGCAAUCAAUUGCACGCUGGAUUUUCACGAUAAAUUGUACAUUGCAGUCAUUGCCAUCAAUCGUUUUCCAAACCGUUACAUGAGAAUCUACCUUGACAAUGUUCCCCUUACUCAAGUUUAAAACUAAAUAUGGUGCCGGAUGAUUUUGGUGGUAAUGUUUGUACUUGAUAAUUCAUGAAGAGUAAUUGUUUGUACCUCCAACAUUUUUCUUUUCCUUACUUUCUAGCUUAGAAAAUGGAUGAUAAAUCCGCCACUGUCUAUGAAAUUACCCAUGAUACUUGAGGUCAAUAUCUUGAUAUAAAAAAAUAUCAAGUGUUUGCCUUUUAUACUUUAUUUCCAAUGUUUCUCAUACCAAGUUACUUUUCAAGCUCAGAAAAAGUAUCAAUUGGUCUGACACAGUUAAAAAAUAAUAUUUACCAAAUUGUUAAUUGUCUAACUUGUUUAAUAAUCUGAAUGUGUCUAUAAUAAAAGAUGUGAUUGUAGUGUAACACAUUUAUUUUCUUUCUUUAAUCUGUUUUUCUUUGUCUCAAAAAAAUGUUAACUGCUUAUUUGUGUUUUCUUUUUUUCUUUUAAAUAUUUUGUUGAUGAAAAAAAUCCCUUUAACACCUACUCAUUCCAUUAUCAGUAUUUUUGUACGAGAGGAAAGUUGUAAACUUGAAAUUACCACGUCUUAUCAACAUUACCAACAUAUUGUAAAUAAGAAAUAUCUGAAAUCAAUUUGAACAUGCUUGCUCUAUAUGUAUCUAUACUUUGUUAUCUAUUGGUAAAACAAGGAAUCAUGAUGCGGAUUAAUGAAUAAAAUUUUCAUUGAAUAUUUUGAGGAAAA